This is a messenger RNA of Aspergillus japonicus CBS 114.51, 947 nucleotides long. RefSeq lists its product as uncharacterized. Bases 360 to 941 code for a protein of 193 amino acids. The record is from RefSeq and is a predicted model, not a curated record. The transcript has 3 exons. Lineage: Eukaryota; Fungi; Ascomycota; Eurotiomycetes; Eurotiales; Aspergillaceae.
CUUCCCUUCACUGGGUCCUGGCAGUCAUUAGGUCGACCUGGUUGUCCUCAUUAUUAGCUUGAAAUAUGGAUAUGGUCACCCAAGAUUAUGAUCAAGAAACGGUUCUUGAAUUUCGCAAACACUGCCGCUAUCAGCUCGAUUUCUUCAAGGAUAGACUUUGCCGGCUGCAGACCGACCAUAUUGACGCACACGAUGCCGAAAACGUGGGCAUUCAACACCGCUCCAUGUGUUUAGAAACUUAAACAAAGCCUCUGUAUUUUUUUGGUUCGGUCAAAGAGGAGGAAUGCUGGUUCCCGCCCGAUGAGGAGGAUUCAGAGUAUCCUACCUAUAAUCCCAAGUCGGAGGACCGACUGAACACGAUGGGACUCCAAUAUCAUUUGAAUAGGUACCUCGGUAGCGCAUGGCCAGCGGACGAAAACAAGCUUCCGAAUUUUGUACACAAAGAAAGGUCAGAUCUCCGCCUGAAGGGCCUAUACGAACUUCCCAGUGUCCACGACCACUCGUGGCGGACGUCUCUCACCCAUGUUGCGCGGUCCGCCGAAGAAAGCAAACCAUCGCCGCCUCACUUCAAACGUCUUGUGAGAAGCGAGGUUGCGGGGGAUGAGCGGCUUCUUCGGGGUGAACUCAUCACCAUCAUCAAUUCGAUGAUCAACCGGCUGAGCUUCAAGUCUACUCUGCCUCAUAAAGUAGCUCCGGUGAUACUGUAUUCCCUCAUGUAUCCCCAACAACUUCGAGUCCUGGAGGCCUAUUUCGAUGGCCAAAAUCUUGUUGUCAGCUCGACCAAACUGUAUGACAUGCGAAAUGAGGAUACAGAGAGCUUGAAAUGGUUCCUGCAAUGGUGGUUGGGCCCUCCCGUUGGUGACACCAAGUCAAUACCUGUUUCCUGCCAGCUUUUGUGUUCUUGGGAUGACGAAUUAUGUGGGCGUUUACUUUUACUAUGAAUUGAG